AUGUACAUUCAACUUUGGAGUCAAUUACAAAUCCAUUUAUGAUCCUAACAUAUGUAAUAUGAUAUUUUAUAGAAAUAAAUAGGAUAUAAAGUGACGAGAUUAUCACUAGUACAUAGAAGCUCUAUAUUGGCGAUUGUGAACCUAUUUUCAGUGGCGUUUUUUUAGAACCUUCCGUGCUAAGGGCCAGUAGAAAUUAUCAUGGAGGUGACCAAGCGCUAGUGUACGUGAGGGUUGGGAGAUCUAGGUCGUGAGGCCCACAUGGAGGUGGCAGCAACACUCGAGCGUGGGCAGGGGACGACGACUGAUUCCUGGUACUGGACCGACCGUCGACCUACGCGGUCGCUAUAGAGGGAAUAGGAAGUUGGGCCGAGUCCGAAGUAGGCCUAGGUUUAUUCCCAUUUAUAUUUUUCUCCUAUUUUCUAUUUUUUUAUUUCAAAUCGGAUCCCAAUUCAAAAUUGAGUUUGGGUUUUCAUUUCAAUUGAAACACACAAUCAAAAUUCAACAUGGGUGCAAUUUAAUUAUUUUGCUAAUUUAUUUGAGAAAUUUAUUCAAGUAUGCAAUGCACACACAUUAUUCAUCUUGGUCAAAAUAAAUGAUUUCGAAAGUGAAAUCUUGGUUUAGAAGAUAUUUUAUUUUGAUUUUUUUGGAGGACUUUUCCUAAAAUAAUUCGCAUCUAGAUUUUGGAGCCGGUUAAUAAAAGUGUCUGAUACUAGUACGUACCAUACAGCAGAUAGAUAUUCAGGUUCCUUCAAAUAGUAAUAUAGUCAGGGGCAAAUCAUCCUGCCGCGCGCCGCACGUAGGUAGCUACGAUUCGAUUCGUGCUAGGAUUUAGUCGUCCUGUCGUCGCACCAGCAUUACUAGCAUUCAGCAACACCAAUGGCUGAGAAGAAGAUGCUUACGCUGAGGACCUCCGACUGCGAGGAGUUCGAGGUGGAGGAGGCGGUGUUGAUGAAGUCAGAGAUCAUUCGCUUCAUGAUCGAGGACGACUGCGCCGACAACGUCAUCCCGCUCGCCAACGUGAAUUCCAAGACUCUCGCCCUGGUCAUCGAGUACUGCAACAAGCACGUCCACGCCGAAGUCGCGGAGACCACCAGCGCCUCAUCAGCUGGGGGCGGCGGCGAGGUCGACCUCAAGAAGUGGGACGCGGAGUUCGUCAAGGUCGCGCCGGCGACGCUCUUCGACCUCAUCAUGGCUGCCAACUAUCUCGACAUCAAGGGGUUGCAGGGCCUGACCUGCCGGGCGGUGGUCGACAUGAUCCAGGGCAAGUCACCGGAGGAGAUCCGCAAGACCUUCAACAUCAAGAACGACUUAACCAAAGAGGAGGAGGAGGCGAUCCGUAGCGAGAACUCCUGGGCCUUCGACCCGCUCCCCGUCCGUAGUAGUGGACCGCGGUGGUUACUGUUAGCUUUGAUCUCGAUUGCUAGUUUGCUCGUCUGCAGUUAUCUUCUGAUCUGAUAAUACAUUAAUAAGUAGUUCGUUUUGUCUACAAUUAUUAGCUGAUAUAUAUUGAGGAGUUCGUCUGUGAUCUGCAGUUAUCAGCUAAUAUAUUAAGUAUUUAGGAAU
This is a messenger RNA of Zea mays, 1563 nucleotides long. The record is from RefSeq. Lineage: Eukaryota; Viridiplantae; Streptophyta; Magnoliopsida; Poales; Poaceae.